Molecule: messenger RNA, 426 nt
Organism: Sturnus vulgaris (Common starling)
Lineage: Eukaryota; Metazoa; Chordata; Aves; Passeriformes; Sturnidae
Source: RefSeq, a predicted model, not a curated record
AUGCAGGAAAUGCAGCAGAUCAAGCAGGACAUGCAGCAGGGGAUGCAGCAGGAGCUGGUGCCCCCCGAGCACCUGAACGGGGUGAAGCUGGAGCUGGACGGGCGCCUGAACCGGGACUUCCACCCGGAGCUGUUCCUGGGCAGGGCCCGGCAGGGAUUCGAGCGCGGAGAGCGCGACGGCAACCGGCGGCGUCUGGGACACAUCUUCAACAGGUUGUUUGUAUCUCCCUGGUACCAGGAUGGGGAUAAGAGGCUGACCCUGUCAGAAUUCAUCUCCUUGCCCGUGGGCACGGUGGAGAACCAGCAGGCUCAGGACAUCGAUGAUGACUGGGUGAGGGACAGGAGGAGGGAAUUCCAGGAGGUCAUCGAUGCCAACCACGAUGGAAUCGUCACCAUGGAGGAGCUGGAGGUGAAUCCCCACCCCUAA